GAGAGGGCGCCGCAGAACUCCGUGCCGGUUGCCAUGGCAAUGAUGGCGGCCGGGGCCUUGCGGAGGCGCUGGGCCCGGCCUGGUUUGCGGCUCCUCGGCCUUCGUCCUGCUGCUUCUUCUCCUUCUUCUUCGGCGGAAGCAGGGCCGCGGGGCCUGGUCUACGAAGAGCACGGGGAGCCGGUGCGGGUGCUGCGGCUGAGAGACCUUGACCUGCCAGAAGUGGGAGAUUUUGGGGUCCAUGUGAAAAUGCUUGCAGCUCCUAUCAAUCCCUCAGAUAUCAAUAUGAUUCAAGGAACAUAUGCUACCCUGGCUGACUUGCCUGCCGUGGGUGGAAAUGAAGGGGUUGGAGAAGUGAUGAGUACGGGGCAUAAUGUGACAUCUCUGAAGACAGGUGACUUGGUGAUUCCAGCUGAUGCAGGACUUGGAACAUGGCGAACAGAGGCAGUAUUUGUUGCAGAAAAAUUGCUGAAAUUACCGCCCGAUAUCCCACUGACAUGCGCAGCCACCUUGAGUGUAAACCCCUGCACAGCUUAUCGAAUGUUGUCUGAUUUCGAAGUCUUAAAACCAGGAGACUCUGUCAUCCAAAAUGCUGCCAACAGUGGAGUGGGACAGGCUGUUAUCCAGAUUGCAGCAGCCAAAGGUAUCAAAACAAUAAAUGUGGUCAGAGAUAGGCCCAAUCUCCAGGAACUAGUAACCAGGUUAAAGUCCCUUGGAGCUGACCACGUCAUCACAGAGGACAUGCUGAGAAAGCCAGAAAUGAAAGAACUCUUUAAGACAAUUCCUAAGCCGGUUUUGGCUUUGAAUGGCGUAGGAGGGAAAAGUGCUACUGAGUUGCUGCGUCAUUUGCAGCAUAAAGGAACUAUGGUUACCUAUGGUGGGAUGUCAAAGCAGCCCCUGACAGUUCCUGUGAGCUCGUUGAUCUUUAAGGACGUGAAACUCUGUGGCUUUUGGAUGACCCAGUGGAAAAGAGAUCACAGCUCGAACAAGGAGAAACUGGAAGGCAUGAUCACAGAUUUGUGCAAGCUCAUUCGUAGGGGUCAGCUUGCAUCUCCAGCCUGCCAAGAGGUCCCGCUGGAAGAUUACCAGGCAGCUUUGAAAGCCUCCAUGGAGCCAUAUGUAUCAGCCAAGCAGAUCCUCCGUCUGUGAAAUGUGUGCUACAGAAAAAAAACAUACAUAACUGGUUCCAAUGGAAUUCAAUCCCCGCUGCCCUAAGUGCUAUUGAGUCUAGAAAACUGGACUGUUUCACAGACCGAGUGGCCUGUGGCUUGAGAGGGAGAGGUGGACUACAGAUACAGAAAUGAUCUUGCCUGUAGACCUUGAAUAUGUAAACUUAUCAAUAAUGAUGAUGAUCCUGUUUAAAAGUGUGGAAAGGGACCUGGCAUAACCUUUCAUUGACUGGGUCUAUUAUUGUAAUUGCACAGAUGAAGUUGAGCCAGCCUACAAAGGUUUACUCUCAAAGGUGUUAUAAGAUCUCUUUGCUCUAAUCCAGAUUAAUGUGCCUAUUCAAUAGUAGUUGAUGGUAUUGGAGAGAAAAGUUCUGUUCUACACAAUCAAGGAAUACUCAUAAGUCUUGUGUCAAAAUGGUAAUGACGAUGUGCCCUUGGACAACGACUUCCAAUAGUUCUGCACCCUGAUUUGCAACGUGUGUGCAUUCAAAGUACCUACCACUAAAUGUUGUGAUUGGGUUUCCACAUUUUUGGUGUUAAACAUCUCAGGAAUUGUUUGGAAGUGGGUUGCUAUUUAUUCCUCCAUUAAAAUACUUUUUUUGGAA
Molecule: messenger RNA, 1771 nt
Organism: Anolis carolinensis (green anole)
Lineage: Eukaryota; Metazoa; Chordata; Lepidosauria; Squamata; Anolidae
Gene: mecr
Product: mitochondrial trans-2-enoyl-CoA reductase
Exons: 10
Coding region: 34-1146 (370 amino acids)
Biological process (GO): fatty acid metabolic process
Cellular component (GO): mitochondrion
Molecular function (GO): trans-2-enoyl-CoA reductase (NADPH) activity
Source: RefSeq, a predicted model, not a curated record